Messenger RNA from Gigantopelta aegis, 3157 nucleotides. RefSeq lists its product as uncharacterized. The coding region runs from base 114 to 833 and encodes 239 amino acids. The transcript is spliced from 6 exons. Lineage: Eukaryota; Metazoa; Mollusca; Gastropoda; Neomphalida; Peltospiridae. The record is from RefSeq and is a predicted model, not a curated record.
ACACGGUAGUUCUCGGAAAAACGUAAAGCAAUAAAGACUAUACAUUGUCGCCAUUUUGAGGUUUAGAUAAGUUGGUGGAUUUGAGUAUCAAGAAGCAACGAAACUAAUUAACAAUGGCAGUAGCAAAUAAGAAUCACUUGAUUGCAACAGGCAUUAUGUGUGGCAUUGUUUUAGUGUGCGGUGUGGCAUGCAGUGUCCUGCUCUAUGAGAGUUUAAAGGUUACAGAAAAAUAUGUUAUGGAGACAGUGGAUGUAUCGCUGGAUGACCCUGAUUUGAAGGAAAAUUAUGAACAUGCAUUCAGUCGCAUUUCCGGCCCUGUGUGGCUCUUCGGUCUAGUGUAUGCUAUUCCUGGACUCCUUGGUUUGAUUGGUUGUUGUCUUAAGUCGAAGUGUAUGUUUGUCACCCACAUGGUGUUCAGUAUCCUGUCGCUGCUGGUGAUGGGCCUGGUGUUUGUUGGGUGUAUCAUCUUCAUUGGUGCCAGCGCGUCAAAUGGGGGCAUGCAGUGUGUCAACGUGAAUGGACAGUGCAUGUGCAAGACCACAAAUGCCUUUUCGUCUCGAGAAGUUAACAUUGGAAUUGGUGACUGUGACAUCUUUAACGAAAUGUACGGACUUAUUGUGGCACUGGCUGUUGUUAUCUGUGUGGGAUGGAUUGUGGAGCUCAUUGCAACCAUCAUGGCUGGCAAAUAUGCCUGCUGCUCAUCUGAGGUGAACCAUCCCGGGGUGAUCAUGCAGCACGGUCCCACGAUGACCCAUGUUCACGUGUCGUCGGUUGUCACCGACCAACAUCCCGGGUCAGACCGCUCCAUUCUCGUCCAGAACAUGCAGUACUAGCUGCAAACAUGGUGAAGCAACUAGCCACGAUGUAAUAACUGCAAAAAAACUAACGUUUUUACUAACAACGUAGGUGUAUAGUAGAGAACUGUACAAAACAACUUCAUUAUUUUCCUAAUGGUUGUCACUGUGGUGUGAAAAUCUUUGUUUAAAUCGGCUAGCACAGUUACAAAUACGCGGCGAGAUUUAGAAGUUAUACUAGGUUUUAUAUUUUGAGGUUUUAUUUUAUCUUUGUUCAUCAUUUAAGCAUAAUAAUUAAUUUUGGCUAUUAUCAUCCCACCCCGUUUCAUAUUUACAGGUAGGGGCUAUUCUGAAUGAAACACCAAGAUCUUCCACUGGAAAUAAAUAAACAGUAUAUUUUUUACAUUAUUUUGUGAUGUCAUUUCAUGGUUCCAUAAUUUAAUUAAAAAUAUCAGUUAAAACUUUAUUUUACCUGUCCAUGCUCACUCAUGUAGUACAAAUUGUGAAGAUUAACUACUUGAAAUGUAUGCAACAGGUUUUUAAAAAACUUUUAAUGAUGUAACAAACUCACAUGAAAAGUGAUGGGCAAUGGAUACUGUUUUAUUCUGUUCCUGUUCGUCAUUUUGUUUCCUAACGACCAAUUUAAAAAAUAAAAUUCACUUCAGAAUUACAUGUUACUGCACAUAGUCAAGUGGCAGUGUGUACUUAAUCUCUAGUUUAUUUGUUAGCAGGUGCAUUUUGGGAUAGGAAAGUGCUUGUUUUUAAGAAGUUGCUUAAGAAAUGCUUGGAUUCCUCUUUGAUUUGAAUUAUUUUCUACACAUUACUGAGGCUUUUUUUCUUCUUAAAAAUUGCAAUUUCAAAUAUAUAUUUUUUAUUUAUCAAUUUAAUAUAGAUCAAUUGCAUUAUUUUUCUUCCAACAACAUAUGAUUGAAUAUUCUUUAAAUGCAGACAUGUAUAUGUAUAUGACUAUAUGUAUAUGUAUAUGACUAUAUGUAUAUGUAUUAACUUAGUAUAAAUGUUCAAAACGUUGGGGUGAGAAUAUAUUUUAAAACAUGACAUCGGACUUGUUUGUCAAGACAGUUAAUCAUAUAUAUUCAGUGUAAAACCACAAGUUUGUUAAGGCAAUUGUGUUUUUAUUUUCAAAUGACAAAAUGGUAGGCAAGAUUACAGUUUUGUUUUAUAAAAUAUUUCUUUUGAAGAAUAUUUUUGAAAUUCACCACAAAUGUUUGUUAAAUAUUGAGUUUAUUAUUAACUUUUUGUACAGAAAUAUCAAGAUCGGUGUGUAUUUUUGAAAUUAAUAAUUGUGUUUUUGAAACAAUUUUAAUUCCAAAUACAAAAACACCGUAUACAUUGCAUAAGUGCUAAAACAUAUUUUACUAUAUUUGUUUUCAAAUAAUUGUGUGAAAUUUCAGUCCUUUAUUUUUAUUGUUUAGUAAAAUAUCAGAUUUAGUUUUAUCUGAAAAGACAAAACACUCGAAGUGCCCUUUAUUUUUUCACAAUUACACGACCAUUUGUAUGGGUAACUAUCAUGAAUGCUAUCAUUUAUUACCCAUUGAGUAUUGUUCUCUAAAUUUAACUGUCAAAUUUUAUCACUGUUUCAUAGUAGUCAAACAACGUUUUAUGUUUUUUGUAAUUAAUUUUUCUUAUGCAUUUUUUCAAGAAGAAAAAAUUAAUAUUUUCCUCAUGUUCACAGUGACAGAUUUUUUUUUAGAAAGAUCAAACUGAAAGAAAAUUCACUUAACUGUUUAAGGAGUUUUAGACUAUUAACUACUCAGUUGCCCUACCCCCACCCCCCUCCAAAGAAAAAAUCAUGUAAAAGUUAUAUAAACUGUAACUACAAAAGCAGUUUAACAUGUUUUUAAUUUUGAGACUGAGCUAGCAGUAACACAAUGUAAUACUUUCAAAGCUGCACACCUUAGUUUCAGCCCGUGAAAAUGGCCAUUUAAGUUUGAUUUAUCUUCAUGCCUUAAGAAUAAAGAGAAAAGAGUCUUGUGACUUUGAAAUGGGGAAAUUCCCUCAGAACAUAGACAAACGCUUGGGUUUAUAACUGUUAAUUCUCACAGGUACAUGUCUUUUUAGAAUUAUGAAAAAUGUAUUUUGAGGUAUGUCCGAAAAUGGAUAUGCUAAACAAAUUUAGUUUAUAUUAUCAAAUAUGGCUCCAAUAAUGAAAAAUAUGUUGUCGUGUUUUAAAACUAGGGUCUGUCACUUUAAAAGGAUACAGUUGAUUUUGUAACCUGUAUAGGCCUAUAAUAUGUCCGCAUUCAGAUUUUUUGUCUUUCUAUGACUUUUGAUAUGCUAUUUACCAACAUUUAUUCUUUUUGCUAAUAAUCUAUGCACCUGAAAUAAAAAACGUAUUACCUGUU